Molecule: messenger RNA, 3540 nt
Organism: Humulus lupulus (European hop)
Lineage: Eukaryota; Viridiplantae; Streptophyta; Magnoliopsida; Rosales; Cannabaceae
Exons: 5
Coding region: 1-3540 (1179 amino acids)
Source: RefSeq, a predicted model, not a curated record
AUGGACAAGAGUUGGAUAACAAAUGAUAGACUUUCAAAAGAGUAUGAAGAGGGAGUUGACAACUUUAUUAAGUUUGCCUUAGAAUAUACAACGGAUCCUUCAAGAGUUCAUUGUCCAUGUAGAAAAUGUUCAAAUUUGAAAAAAUUAGACAUAAUGGAGAUAAAGAGCCAUCUAUACUUUAACGGAAUGGACCAAACAUAUGUCAAGUGGAUUUGGCAUGGGGAAGAAGAUGACUCUAACAAUAAUGUUCCCAAUGAAAGAAAGCAAUUUGAUCAAGUAUUUGAUGACCCUAUAGAGAUGGUGAGAGAUGCAGAUGAACGUUUUGUUGAUAAGCCUGAAGAAUUUUUGAAAUUCUUAGAAGAUGCAGAGAAACCAAUAUACUCUGGGGCACCUUUGUCAAAAUUAGUUGUUUUAGUAAAACUAUACAACUUGAAAGCUGGUAGUAGUUGGAGUGACACAAGUUUCACAAAGUUAUUAACUUUAUUAAAAGAAAUUUUACCAAAAGACAAUGAGUUGCCUUCCUCGAUUUAUGAAGCGAAAAAAACAUUGUGCACAUUAGGAAUGGAGUAUAGCAAGAUUCACGCUUGUCCAAAUGAUUGUGUUCUAUAUCGAAAUCAAUAUGAGAGUGCAACUGAGUGCCCUGUAUGUAAAACAUCUAGAUGGAAAAAAAAUAAGAACAACAAAGAAUGUAAGAAAGGGAUUCCAACAAAAGUAUUGUGGUAUUUGCCACCAAUACCUAGGUUUAUACGUUUGUUUCGAAAUCCCGAACAUGCCGAAAGUCUGCGAUGGCAUGAGGAUGGAAGGAUCAAAGAUGACAAAUUGCGCCAUCCAGCUGAUUCCCCAGCUUGGAAAGAAUUGGAUGAACUAUGGCCUCAAAUAAGAAAGGAUCCUAGAAAUCUUCGACUUGGUCUUUCUGCUGAUGGCAUCAAUCCAUUUAGCAAUAUGAGCUCAUCUUAUAGUUGUCCCAAGCAGCCUGGAAAUGAUAUAGAUAUCUAUUUAGCACCUUUGAUAGAUGACUUGAAGGUGUUGUGGAACGGAAUUGAUUGUUAUGAUUCUUUUAAAAAAGAAAAUUUUAUACUUAGAGGUGUACUCUUAUGGACAAUCAAUGAAUUUCCUGCUUAUGGUAAUUUAUCAGGAUGUUUUGUGAAAGGAUAUAAAGGAUGUCCGAUAUGCGGUGAAAAGACAAGCGCCACAAGAUUAGAACAUUGUAGGAAGAUGUGUUAUAUGGGUCAUAGAAGGUUUCUAUCAGAAAAGCAUUAUUACCGGAAGCAAAAAUUAGCAUUUAAUGGUGAGCAAGAGUUGCGAGAAGCGCCUAUACCAAUGACUGGAGAAGCUGUCUAUGAAGAGAUUCGUUUAAUAAAAAAUAAAUUUGGUAAGCCUGUGGAAAAGGUCGAUGAAAGUGUAGAGACAAAGGGGAAAAAGAAAGGCAAAUGUAAAACAAACAUCAAACGAAAGCGCAAUAAGAAAGAUCAACUAGCGGAAGAUUCAAAGAAUGCUACAUGUUGGAAGAAGAAGUCAAUUUUCUUUGAAUUGGAAUAUUGGAGACAUUUGUUAGUAAGACAUAAUCUCGACGUCAUGCACAUUGAGAAAAACAUAUGUGAUAGUUUAAUCGGAACCUUACUUAAUAUUCCUGGGAAAACUAAGGACAGUAUCUCUGCUCGUAAGGACCUUGUGUUAAUGUUGGAAUCAAAAAAAGAUUUGGCACCUGAAACAGGUGAAAGAAGAACUUAUUUACCUCCUGCUUGUUACACCUUGAAGAAAGACGAGAAACGUAAACUUUGUGAAACUUUGGCAAAUGUUAAGGUUCCAGAUGGGUAUUCAUCAAAUAUUCGUAAUUUAGUAUCUUUGAAAGAUUGUAGACUAAUCGGUCUUAAAUCUCAUGAUUGUCAUGUAUUGAUGCAACAGUUACUUCCAAUUGCUGUUCGGGGAUCACUAGACCAACAUGUUAGAAAUGCUAUAAUACGAAUGUGUUUGUUUUUUAAUGCCAUAUGUUGUAAGGUUGUUGAUGUAUCUAAGUUGGACAAGAUUGAAAUAGAAAUUGCGAAGACCUUGUGCUUAUUUGAGCAAUACUUUCCUCCAUCUUUUUUUGAUAUCAUGGUUCAUUUGGCAGUGCAUCUUGUUAGAGAAGUAAAACUAUGUGGGCCUGUAUGUUUUCGUUGGAUGUAUCCAUUUGAAAGAUUGAUGAAAGUUUACAAAGGUUAUGUUAGAAAUCGAAAUUGUCCAGAGGGUUGUAUAGUUGAGGCUUACAUAGCAGAAGAAGCGGUUGAAUUUUGUACUGAGUAUAUUACUGAUGCAGAAGUGAUUGGUAUUCCCAGAAAGACAAUGAGUGAAGAUGUUAUUGGAAGAGGCAUCAACAAUGGAAGGCUUACCUUAAUAAAAAAAGAAGACUGGGAUGUUGCUCAUCGAAAUGUUCUAGAGAAUACAAUUGAAGUUCAAGCUUACAUAGAAGAACACUUGGAAUAUCUUCAUCGUGAGAAUCGAAAUAAAUCAAGAAAGUGGAUUCAAGAUUACCACCAUCGGACUUUUCAUCAAUGGUUUCGUGAUAGGAUUCAAUCUGAAUUGAGUAUGGAGUUUCACAAAGUAUCUGAAACCUUAAGAUGGAUUUCAUUAGGUCCGACUAAUAUGGCAAUUAAACAUGAUGGAUUUGUCGUGAAUGGAUAUAGAUUUAGUACAAAAGCUCGUGAUGAUGUUAGAGUGACACAAAAUAGUGGUGUAUGUAUUGUUGCAAAAACUCUUCAAUUUGCUUCAGCUCGUGAUAAGAAACCAUUUUAUGGAGAUAUGAAAUUUUAUGGAGUAAUUGAAGAAAUAUGGGAGCUUGAUUAUCGUGAUUUUAGGAUGGCAAUGUUCAAAUGCAAUUGGGUAGAAGACAAGUAUGUUAUAUCAGAUGAGUUAGGAUGUACUUUAGUGGAUCUCAAUAAAAUAGGCCAUAAAGAAGAAUCAUUUAUAUUAGCAAGUCAAGCAAAACAAGUAUUCUAUAUUCAAGAUCCAUCAGAUUCAAGAUGGUCAAUUGUACUUGCAUCACAACCAAAAUUCAUAGGUGAUGAUGAUGAUGAUGAUUAUGAGAUUGGCGAACUUCAAACUUUUGAGAAAGAAAUUGGAGAUAUCAAUGAAUUUGAGGGAAUCGAAUCAAUAGUUGGACCAUAUGUUCGAAGAGAUUGUGAUGGAAUUUGGAUUGUAAGUUUGAUCAUGGACCAUCCUGAAGAGCAUCCCGAAGAGGUACUUGAAGAUAAUGCAGACGAAGGUAUCGAUGUAGAAGAGGCUGGUAAUGAAGACCCUACAACAAAGAAGAAGAAAAGUAGGCAGACUAAGGGGAUAGUGCGAUUGGCAAAAAUAAUUGCUGACAAAAUCAAAGGAAUAAAGAUAAAUUUAAGGUUUAACAAGAGAGGGCAAUCAAUUGGAACUCCGGAGAGAGCGUUACAAUGCUAUUUGGGGAUGCAAGCAAAGUCAAUGGUGUCAAUUACAUAUGAUAAUUGGCAUGAUGUUCCUGCUGCAACUUUGGAGAAUGUUUGGAAAGAUGUAAAUGUAAGGUUCAUAGACUGA